ACAUCCGCCAUUUCGGUGGAGACUGGAAAGCCAUUGUUAGCUAAAAAAUACCGCAGUGGUGAAAGUAUCGAAUACAAAUUCGCCAAUUUUAGUACCAAUCUCGAUUUAAGGUUGAAGACUUUAAGAUAUAUAUGCUUAGAGCAAGUAACGUCGAGAAAAACAUAAUUUAAGGCGUUUUCUUUGCGCGCCAGAUUCCGUGAAUUUGUCCGCUUUCUCCUGUAGCGUUAGCUUAGCAGCAGGAAGACCGCAGGCUGUUUACCGAAGAUUUCAGCGUUUCUUGCAAUAAUAUCCGAACCUAGUUUUAAAUUUAUUAAAUACAUUUGAGACCUUUAUAUUUGACAUCUUCUCUUAAAUCGUCAUACUGUCCGCCGUUGCACAGGAUUCAGUGAAGAGUGAAGGAGAGAUGGCGAGCUCGGUGGGGAACGUGGCUGAUAGCACAGGGUUGGCAGAGCUGGCGCACCGUGAAUAUCAGUCAGGAGACUUUGAGGCAGCUGAACGCCACUGUAUGCAGCUGUGGAGGCAGGAGCCGGAUAAUACUGGCGUACUGCUGCUGCUCUCCUCUAUCCACUUCCAGUGCCGCAGGCUUGACAGGUCUGCCCACUUUAGCACUCUGGCCAUCAAGCAGAACCCCAUGCUGGCUGAGGCCUAUUCUAACCUGGGCAACGUUUACAAGGAACGGGGUCAACUUCAGGAGGCCAUCGAGCACUACCGCCACGCGCUCCGUCUCAAACCGGACUUCAUCGAUGGAUACAUCAACCUGGCAGCAGCGUUGGUGGCAGCAGGGGACAUGGAGGGAGCAGUUCAAGCAUAUGUGUCCGCUCUCCAGUACAAUCCUGAUCUGUAUUGUGUCCGCAGUGACUUGGGUAACCUGCUUAAAGCGCUUGGGCGCCUUGAAGAGGCAAAGGCUUGUUACCUGAAGGCAAUUGAAACCCAGCCAAACUUUGCCGUGGCCUGGAGUAACCUGGGCUGCGUGUUCAAUGCUCAGGGGGAGAUCUGGCUGGCCAUACAUCAUUUUGAGAAGGCAGUGACCCUGGAUCCUAACUUUUUGGAUGCUUACAUCAACUUGGGCAAUGUUCUGAAAGAGGCUCGUAUCUUUGACAGAGCUGUUGCUGGUUAUCUGCGUGCCCUCAGCCUGAGCCCUAACCAUGCUGUUGUCCAUGGAAACCUGGCAUGUGUGUACUAUGAGCAGGGAUUGAUUGACCUGGCCAUUGAUACUUACCGUCGUGCCAUUGAGCUCCAGCCACACUUUCCUGAUGCAUACUGCAAUCUCGCUAAUGCACUGAAGGAGAAAGGCAGUGUUUCUGAAGCUGAAGAGUGUUACAACACUGCGCUGCGUCUGUGCCCGACUCACGCCGACUCCCUUAACAAUCUGGCCAACAUCAAGCGUGAGCAGGGCAACAUUGAGGAAGCUGUGCAGCUCUACAGAAAAGCACUGGAGGUGUUCCCUGAAUUUGCCGCUGCCCAUUCAAACCUGGCCAGUGUCCUGCAGCAGCAGGGGAAACUUCAAGAAGCCCUCAUGCACUAUAAGGAGGCAAUCAGAAUCAGCCCCACAUUUGCUGAUGCUUACUCUAACAUGGGCAACACUCUGAAAGAGAUGCAGGAUGUUCAGGGGGCUCUGCAGUGCUACACUCGAGCCAUUCAGAUCAACCCCGCUUUUGCAGAUGCUCACAGUAACUUGGCUUCAAUACACAAGGAUUCUGGGAACAUUCCUGAAGCGAUUGCAUCGUACCGCACUGCCCUGAAGCUCAAGCCAGACUUCCCUGAUGCUUAUUGCAACCUGGCUCACUGUCUGCAGAUUGUAUGUGACUGGACCGACUAUGAUGAGCGCAUGAAGAAGCUGGUGAGCAUUGUGGCUGAUCAACUGGAGAGGAACCGCCUGCCAUCUGUGCAUCCCCAUCACAGCAUGCUCUACCCCCUCUCUCACGGUUUCCGCAAGGCAAUUGCAGAGAGGCAUGGCAACUUGUGUCUUGAUAAGAUCAAUGCUCUUCAUAAACCUGCCUAUGAGCAUCCAAAGGACUUGAAGGCCAGUGGAGGCCGUUUGCGUGUGGGUUACGUUAGCUCUGAUUUUGGCAACCAUCCCACUUCCCACCUGAUGCAGUCCAUCCCUGGCAUGCACAACUCUGAGAAGUUCGAGGUGUUUUGCUAUGCUCUCAGCCCCGAUGACAGCACCAACUUCAGAGUUAAAGUCAUGGCAGAGGCUCAUCACUUCACUGACCUCUCACAGAGCCCCUGUAACGGAAAGGCAGCAGACAGGAUCCUUCAAGAUGGAGUCCACAUCCUGGUCAACAUGAAUGGUUAUACUAAAGGAGCACGCAAUGAGCUUUUCGCAUUGCGCCCUGCACCCAUUCAGGCCAUGUGGCUUGGAUACCCAGGCACCAGUGGAGCUCCGUUCAUGGACUACAUUAUCACUGAUAAGGAGACGUCUCCUUUUGAGGUUGCAGAGCAGUACUCUGAGAAAAUAGCCUACAUGCCGAACACUUUCUUCAUUGGAGAUCAUGCCAAUAUGUUCCCUCACCUCAAGAAAAAAGCGGUGAUAGACUUCAAGUCAAAUGGCCAUAUUUUUGACAAUCGCAUUGUACUGAAUGGCAUUGAUCUGAAAGCCUUCUUGGAAAGCCUGCCAGACAUCAAAAUUGUGAAGAUGGAAUGUGAUGGUCAAGAGUCCACUGACAGUAACGGUGCCCUCUCCAUGCCCGUCAUCCCUAUGAACACAGCCGCUGAGGCCAUCAUUAACAUGAUCAACCAGGGCCAGAUCCAGGUCACCAUCAACGGCUUUACGGUCAGCAACGGCCUGGCCACCACUCAGAUUUUUACAGUGGAGGAGGUUAUAGUAUCUGGGACUGUAGCCUUGCAGAUUAACAACAAAGCAGCAACAGGAGAAGAAGUUCCCAGAACAAUCGUGGUGACCACCCGCUCGCAAUAUGGCCUCCCUGAAGACUCUAUUGUCUAUUGCAACUUCAACCAGCUCUAUAAGAUUGACCCUCCCACCCUGCAGAUGUGGGCCAAUAUCCUGAAGCGUGUGCACAACAGUGUGAUUUGGCUGCUGCGCUUCCCGGCCGUGGGUGAGCCCAAUAUCCAACAGUACGCUCAGAACCUGGGCCUGCCUGCCUCUCGCAUCAUCUUCUCCCCCGUGGCUCCCAAAGAGGAGCAUGUGCGACGUGGACAGCUGGCUGAUGUGUGCCUGGACACGCCGCUCUGUAACGGACACACCACAGGCAUGGAUGUGCUGUGGGCUGGUACCCCCAUGGUUACUAUGCCAGGAGAGACACUGGCUUCACGUGUUGCUGCCUCUCAGCUCACCUGUCUUGGCUGCCCCGAGCUCAUCGCCCAAAGCCGUCAGGAGUAUGAAGACGUUGCUGUGAAGCUUGGCACUGAUAUGGAAUUCCUGAAGAAGGUCCGCUCCCGCGUGUGGAAGCAGCGCAUCUGCAGCCCGCUCUUCAACACCAAACUCUACACCAUGGACCUGGAGAGACUCUACCUGCAGAUGUGGGAGCGUUACGCCGCUGGAGGCAAACCUGACCACCUGGUCGAAAUGCAGUCUCUGGAGAGCAGCGAGAGCACCUAAGCUAAGCUUGUCCCUGCAUGUCCCCCGCCCCCCAGUAUGUGACGGUCACAGAGACUCUGGAGCCUACAGGUGAGCACCGUGACUACGAUCCCAGCCAGCUUUUGUUUCCAUGAGCCAGAGUGGACAGCAGGAUGCACAAAGCUGCUCCACUGAGACUCCUCCCCCUUUCCCAUCGUCUGACUAAAUUGAUGUUGGUUGGCUCCACUUUCGUUUUGUUUGUUUCUCUGCUUCUAAAGGACUUUUCUGUAACUGAGGUGGACUUUAUGAAAAAAAAAGUGGGGUCUGAAAUGAGAAGGGGCAGUCUUACAAUAAUUCAGAAAAUAUAUAAACGUAAUCAUCACAGAUAGGGGCUUUUUUUAGUUAGGUUAUGUGCUUCUUGACCUAUUUUAGCUUUCUGUCAUCAUGACUUCAAUCCGAGUGGCGGAUGCAUUCCCCGGAUCACCGAUAGAGAAAAUGUCCUCUUUUUCAAAACAUGCAAUGUGAGCACGCUAAACAGAGGAGUGUCUUAUUACACACUGACAGAAGGCCUGCAAACUGCUCAAGUACCGACUCCUGAUUUUUCAUUCUUUUUUAUGGUUUUAGCAGGAAAGUUCUAGGUAAGUAUGUUCUAAGCUGUUUUGGUUUUGUACACUGUCUUCCUAUUAACUCGUUUUAUUUAUGCACUGUCAGUGUCAAUUGUGCAAGGCUCUUUACAUAAACUGAAAUAAAGAGAUGUGGCAAACCUUGAAGAGAGUUGCACAUACUUGGCAGCGGUUUUUGUUUUUCAUUUUCAUUUGUUCUUCCAUUCCUUUUAGGAGCUAACACAUACUGGUUAUUGUGAUCUAUACUACUGUUACGUUGUGCAGGGUGUCUUGUUACUGACUAAACUGUGAUGUGCACCCACUGUAAAUUUAAUCGCUGUAUUCAGUUCAAUAAAGAAAUGCUAAAUAAUC
Molecule: messenger RNA, 4494 nt
Organism: Sinocyclocheilus rhinocerous
Lineage: Eukaryota; Metazoa; Chordata; Actinopteri; Cypriniformes; Cyprinidae
Product: UDP-N-acetylglucosamine--peptide N-acetylglucosaminyltransferase 110 kDa subunit-like
Exons: 23
Coding region: 404-3562 (1052 amino acids)
Biological process (GO): protein O-linked glycosylation
Molecular function (GO): protein binding; protein O-acetylglucosaminyltransferase activity
Source: RefSeq, a predicted model, not a curated record